Molecule: messenger RNA, 5752 nt
Organism: Neoarius graeffei (lesser salmon catfish)
Lineage: Eukaryota; Metazoa; Chordata; Actinopteri; Siluriformes; Ariidae
Gene: bend5
Product: BEN domain containing 5
Exons: 6
Coding region: 82-1311 (409 amino acids)
Biological process (GO): negative regulation of DNA-templated transcription
Molecular function (GO): DNA binding
Source: RefSeq, a predicted model, not a curated record
CAUUUCCCUUUGUGUUUAUAUUUUUUAAUUCUUUUAGAGGGAAACUGAACCAUACCCAAAGUGCUGGACCAAAGAGAAAUAAUGUAUGCUUUUGUGAGGUAUUUGGAGGACGAUACGUGCUGCGCUUUACCCGUUGCGAGUGUGAGAGAUUUGAGACCAGUGCACAAAAGAGAUUUUGAUGAGCAGAAGGUGUAUGUGGUGCUCAGAGGUGAGGAGAAUGGGACAGGCCAGCCAGCCAAGGCGCACAUUCUCGCUCUGGCAGAUAGCAUUGAGGAACUGGAUAACAGUAUUAUGCAAAAGAAGAUGAAAAUUCCUAAAAUGACUACCAGGAAUACAGGACACACCAUAGAGAAUCACUUUGGUGAAGAAAGAACGCCACUCCGACAUAAAAAGGUCCAGUGUCAGGAGCAUCAGCGGGCUUCGAACUCCUCCAAGAGCCUUGCAGCUGUGGUGGCACGUCUGGAAAGAAAUGCCGUGAGCUCAUGUACCGAGGGUGAGGAGCUGCGUGAGGAGGAGGAGCCGGAGGAGGAAGAAGCUGUGGUGCCCCGCGUUCUCUAUGAGGAGCUGGUGCAUAGCUACAGGCAACAGGAGGAGGAGGUUCGGCGGCUGCAGCAAGAGCUGGACCGAACACGCAGACAGCUCCUGCAGCAAGCCAAGAAACUCAAGGAGCACAGCAGCCUGCUGACGGAGGUUAAGGAACUGCGAGAUUUCAACCGCCGCCUGCAAGAUGUGCUGCUCAUGAGGCUGGGUAGCGAACCAAUGCACGAUAAUGGCACUCAGACAAUCAAAGCUGAGGUGGUGGAGCCAAUACCUGAACCACAGGAAAUGUGCAGAGAGGAGGCCAACACGAGCUCCACCCACUCCCCUUCCCCAAGGACCGUCUAUACCUUCAGUGAUGGGAAAGUACACCUAGGUGGGGGCAUCUGGGUGGAGGAGGAGAAGUGGCAUCAGCUUCAGCGUACACAGGGUGACUCUAAAUUCACCAAAAACCUGGCUGUCAUGAUCUGGGGCACGGAGACGCUGAAAAACCGCAGUGUUACUGGCGUCGCAACAAAGAAGAAGAAAGAUGCUCUGCCUAAACCGCCUCUCUCACCAAGCAAACUCAAAAUCGUACGAGAGUGUCUGUAUGACCGUGUGUCUCAGGAAACAGCCGACAGUGCUGAGAUCACUCAAAGGCUAUCCAAAGUGAACAAAUACAUCUGUGAAAAGAUUAUGGAUAUCAACAAAUCCAUCAAGAACGAGGAGAGGAGAGAGUCCAAGCUCCUCAUCCGGCAGACGGUAAAGAUGGAGAACUUGUAUGAUGGCAUGUAGGACCUGCAGAGUUAAUAUCAUAGACUGCUGCUGUGAGAAGACGUUACACCUGAUCACCUGCGCUGCCAUUUUGGAUUUUCACUGAAGCCCACAGCAAGGCCUUUUUUUUUCCUUCAUUAUUUUACUACCCCAUAACACCUCUGAGGCUAUAUGACAGCUUUACCCACAAUCCACACAGCCUACUGUGAGCGGAGUUUGUUGGUAUGUGUGCAGUGAAUGAACAGUGGCUUUGGAUAAGGGGGAUUAUAAGACUUGGCUGUGGAAUAUUGAGGGGAGGGGUAUGUGGUUGUUAAUCAGUCAUUGUUUUUGACAGGAGAGAUCCUUUAAAUCACAUUCGAUAAUGUGUAUGGCACAUCGGCUGGUGUUCUGUGUCAGAACAUGUCCUAACGUCUAAGUCUAGAAUGAAGACUUACCUUGAAAAGAACUGUUCUGUUUUAAGGAGAACGUUCUUAUAACGCUUUGCUCCUGCAGUGUCUUAAAUCAGUUGAUCGGUUGCUCCCUUAAGACUCCGUUGUUCAGAACCAUUAUAAUCGGUUAAUUCUUAUUCCCAGUAUAUUGAGGAGUUGGUCAUUCAGCUGUUUUCUUCAGUAAGAUUUGAUGAUUGUGCUAAUGACAAUGUGUUCUCAGACAAACUCCUUUGUUUCUCAGCGGAGCAGUCAGUUUUAAACAGGUUUAAGGUUACGUUAGUAAAUCUGCAUUUACCGAAUAUGUUUACAUAUCAACCGCAUGCUUUAGUGUAGUCUGUUUUUGCUUUUUUUAGGUGAUGUAUCUAAUCCUUUUCACAAAUAAACAGAUGCAGCACCUUUUAGAUAACUGUGAUUUAAGUUCCGUAGUGGAUUAGAAAGUUGUUGACAUUCGCCAACCCAGUUGUUUCGAACCAUUAUGUAGUAAGUUGGGAACAAGGACUGGGAUUUUACGUGUUUGAUAUGGCAAUCACUUGGAAUUGUGUGUUUUAUAGCAAGCUGUGAUUAUAAUAUGAGCUGAUAUUGCUUAACCUGCACUUUGGUGUGUGUGAGUGUGGUAAAAUGGCUGAAACAGUGUGUGGAUGUAGGCAAAGCUGUCAGCAGCGCUUGGUGUUACACGUGGUUUUGUUUUCCCCUGCCCUUUCUCCAAACCAACCAGGUGGAAUCCCCAGAGGAUGACUGGGUCCUCUGCACCUCCUCAAGGGGGAGAAAUUAGAGGGGGUGAUUUUUAAAGUGACAACUUCCAGUGAGCCAUGCCAUCCAUCCUUUUGCCUCUUUUCUUCAUUCCUCCCCCCCCCCCCCCCCCCCCAUUCGCUAUCUCCUAUUUUUUGCAUUUCACAAAACGGUUCAUGUGGCUGUGCAUUUAAAAAGGCCUGCUUGCUGCAGGUCCUUAACUGUUCUUAACUGUGAUGGCAUACUGCUAACUGUGAAUCAACCUCGAAUCUGCCUCUCAGCCCUUCCUGUCUCAUCAUUUUUAAUUUCCUGUCUUUGUUGAUUUUUCUUACCAAAUACAUGUACAUGUUUUUUAGUUCAUGGAUUUUGUAGAUGAGAUAUUUUAUUAUAUAUUUUAGAUGUAUUUGGAUCUUGAUGAUCUAUGUCCAGGCUGCACCUUAUUCUGCUUCGUCUCCUUAUUUGAAACGAGUCCUCAUCGCGUAUCCAUACGAUUCCAUCUUUCCUCCAUGCCUGUUCAUGCAUACAUUUUCGUUUUUCUUUUUAGUCUUCGCUUUGCUCAUCACAGAUGCAUUAUCUCUUAAUGGAACGCUGUCAAAGAAGCAAACUCCUAUUUUAAAUUAUAAUAGCUAAUUUACACUUGUCAGUUAUCACAGUGCUCCUACGAUCACAUCACUGUGAGUCAUUUGUAAAGGAGUAUCAUUUCACUUUUUUGUUCCGUUUUCUGUAAGUGUGCUUAUUAUUCAAACCGAUGUAGUCACCAUAUACGACAGCACUUUAAUCGUAGGAAAGGCCAUGUCAUAAUGUUGGACAAAUAUGGAUCUUAAUAGUGAUAUUAAGGGAUUUUGUUUUUUGUUUUUUUUUCCCCCCAAAUGGCUAAUCAGAAAUCUUCGCACUUUUUUUUUUUUUACAACUCCAAAGUUGAAAAAGAUCCCAUUUAUGCUUCAUAGCUAGGUCUGUGUAAGAAACAUUUACUUUAAUUGUAACUUAUCUCUAAUAUGUUUGUGUAAUAAUGACAGAAUAGACCAUUAUUGUAUAGUUUAUGGUUCAAGGUUAUAUUUUUCUGUGAACUUUUCCUCUAUAUGUCGAUGUGUCAUGUGCUGUGUGCUAUAUGUUGCCCCACUAACUGAAUAUGUGCUAUAUAUGAUAAUGGCUCUGUGGGUACACUGGAAAACACCAGCUUUAAUUUGGCUGAUGUUGAACGAUAGCCAAAAGAAACUGACAAUCCUCAUGAUCAUCCUUUCAUAUUGAGAUUUGUCAGCUGUAACGUUGCCUUGAAAAACAGAAAUUCCUCUUCGAUAGCCACUCACUCCAAGUGAACAGCUUUCACACGCAAUAUGGCUGAUAAACGUAACGUCCCUUCAGUUGUGAACCCUACUAGGGAAAAUAGUGACUGUGAAAUGUACAAACGUACUAUAUAUUGCCAUGAGAUUCUGUAAUCGUAAGAUGCUUAAAAGCUCCAAAAGCAAACCGGUACACCUCUCUGAGAUAACGGUCCUCUGGUCCACACUAGUGAACUUCGUCCGUCGUCAUGUUUGUGUCCAUGCUUUAGUGACAUCAUGGUGGUGCUUAAGCUUUGAGCUGCUUGGCUCCCUAAAGGUCCAAAACAACCUGGAUGCAAAAAAGACCAGUAUAAAGUAUCGAAGCGGAACCAUCAGGCCAAUACUUGGGGAUCAUUAAAUCAGUAACAGUUUAUUUUUUUUAAUUUAUCUUUAAGUUGAUUUUUUUUUUAAAUGCUAUAUGUGAAUAGGUAUAGGUGUCAGUAAUCUAAAGCUCCUUGGUGGUGGAUCAGUAUAAGCCAAAGUGGAAUAGUGAUCAUUCAGCUUGAUAUGAACUUGCACAGAAUUGGCCCAUGCCAAGGUCCAGCAUCAUCCAAGCUUUAAAAAAAAAAAAGAGGCUAAAUAUACGUUUUGGUUUAAAAAUAUAUAUAUAUAAAUAUACAUUUAUAUAUCUUUCAGAAUAUGAGGUUUUGCUUUUCUCAAGAUUCUAUUUAGCUUGCAUUUGUGCUGUUGUGCUUAAUUUCAUAUUAGAAGAGCAUUAAGCUUUCAGUGGUAUAGAUCUGCAUACUGUUCUUUCAAGCAGAUUUUUUUUUUCAUUUAAUCAUUUAUUAUUUUUUGUUUUAAUUUUGUUUUUGAUGCCAAAAGGGGGAAUAGGGAGACGAGUUAGAAAAGGCUGAGCUAUGUGUGUAGUGUAGUAAGGAUUUGGCUUCCUUUUUAAAGCCACAUACACAGAUUGUGAGUCAAAUGCUGAGGACCCAUCCAACGUAGACAAAGCUGCCCAGUCCUCCACUCAAGCUCUUCCUGCCAGCACCAUGUCAUUACUUCCUGUUCAGACUCAUCCUAGCAGGUUCAAGGUCUCAGCCCAUGUUACCGUUAUUCAGGGCCAGGCUCAGAGCAGUUCAUUUGCAACUCCGCUUUACCUUGAUUUCACAAAGAAAGUAUUUUUAUAAAACCAGGACAGGUGAUUUUUGGCAGGAAUGAAAUGUGUACUAUCUGAAUCCUACCUCAUGGCUUAUCAUGUCACUUUAGUUAUGUGCUCCAUUCAUAGCACCUCACUCUACACGGGCACAGGUUUGUAAAUAAAUCAGUCUGUAUUGUAGAUUUUUAAAAUCAUAUAGCUGAUUUCUGCUUUUUUUUUUAAUGGUAUGUAUUCAAUAUGAGCCUCCUUUGAGUCUGCCUGAUUUGUAUAGGAGUGAGUCAGUCUUUCUAAUACUGUGGUUUUGUCCGUGUCGUUUGUGCUGUAAAUCUUUGGGUUUUUUUUUUUCUCCUUAUUGUUUUGUAAUUUUCUGGUUGAUGGUGCUACCAGCACACGUGUCAUUUACCUCAGAUGGUGCUACUUUUUUACUGUGGUGGAUGUCAGUCAGUGUCACAUGAUCAAAAACCAGUUUCCUUUUUCUUUUUAAUUGACCUUAAAUGAAACCAGGACAGACGUGUCUUGCUAGUCACACCACACAUGCCAUGACAUUUUGUUUAAUUCAUAUUUGCAGGCAAUUACAUGUCGUAUUGUUCUCCAGGUGUUGAUGGAUAACAUUUUACAGUAUGUAUAGUUUCAUUAACAGCAAAAUAAAAUGCUGUAGGGAGCUUCUUAAUCCCCACAGUUGAUCUACCUGAAGGGUACUGGGCAGUGUACCGUGGUCCUCAGCAAAGAACUUAUCCAGCUCCACUGUAGUUACCAUUGAAACUGCAAGAAAUUAUAUAUUUAGAAAAUAUUUUAGAUAUUGCAAUACAGUACAGUGUAUUUUAAAGAGUUUAUAUAACUUGCCAAAGUGAUUUUCUCCCAAAGACAGUUUAUUUGCAAGGUCUCAUAAA